CGCGUUACACCGACGCAGAGCCUACGGCGUAGAUUCUGCGUCGGUGUGACGCGGGACCAUGAAUCAGGCUUUAGUGCAGCUAUCAGCCGCUCAGCUCCCCCGGCCCUGGGGAGUGUGGGGGGGCAGGAGAACCAGAGGAAACGUGGCAAUAAGCUGCUCUUGCAGCGAUGCUGUGGUGCAGGAUGGGGGAGCAGUACUACCGAGAUGCCCUGGAGCAGUGUCACAACUACAACGCCCGGCUCUGUGCUGAGAGGAGCGUUAGGAUGCCGUUCCUGGACUCCCAGACCGGUGUGGCUCAGAGUAACUGCUACAUCUGGAUGGAGAAGAGACACAGGGGACCAGGCAUGGCUCCAGGGCAGCUGUAUACCUACCCAGCCAGGAGGUGGAGGAAGAAACGGAGAUCUCAUCCUCCGGAGGACCCUCGGCUCAUCUUCCCUCCUGUCAAGUCAGAGGUAGAUUUAGGCCUGAAGAAGGACUCUCUGUUGUCGUCAGACGGCAGCAGUCUGGAGGCCCUGCUGAAAGGAGAAUCUCUGGACAAACGGACAGCUGCAGACGUCCGCGCGUCCGAGGACGAUUCAAAUCAGAGCGACUACACCGGAAGCCUGAACCCAGCCUCCCGGAUCAGAAAGAGAAUCAUUGAGCCAGAGGACUUCCUGGAUGAUCUUGAUGAUGAAGACUACGAAGAAGACACGCCCAAAAGAAGAGGCAAAGGAAAAGGGAAGGGGCGAGGAGUCGGCAGCAGCAGGAAGAAGCUGGACACGGCAGCGCUGGAGGACAGAGACAAGCCCUUCGCCUGUGACAACACUAUCAAACAAAAGCAUUUUUCAAAAUCUUCUGAAAGAGUCUGUGGGAAACGCUACAAGAACCGCCCCGGCCUGAGCUACCACUACGCUCACUCCCACCUGGCCGAGGAGGAGGGCGAGGACAAGGACGACAUGGAAAUCCAAGAGCCCGUCUUGCCUCCGCCCGAGGAGACGAAGACAGCUCCCAAGAAAGGUCCAGAUGGGCUCGCUCUGCCUAAUAACUACUGUGAUUUCUGCCUGGGAGACUCCAAAACCAACCACAAGACUGGCCAGUCAGAAGAGCUGGUCUCCUGUUCUGACUGUGGGCGCUCAGGCCACCCCUCGUGCCUGCAGUUCACUCCGGUAAUGAUGGCUGCUGUGAAGACGUACCGCUGGCAGUGCAUAGAGUGCAAGUGCUGCAACAUGUGUGGCACUUCAGAGAAUGACGAUCAGCUUCUGUUCUGUGAUGACUGUGAUAGAGGCUACCACAUGUACUGUCUUAACCCCCCCAUGGCUGAACCUCCAGAAGGGAGCUGGAGCUGUCAUCUAUGUCUGGAACUGUUGAAAGAGAAGGCCUCCAUAUACCAGACCCAGAACGCCCCCACGUCGUGAUACCCACCCAGCCUGCUCACCCAGCACCCAGCUGUCACCGGUUCACCUGGUUCACCCUCAAUACACGACAAACUCCUCCAACAUCCAGUCUAGCCUGACCACCGGGGAGAGGGAGUAUAUCUCAGCAGGAUAGCUCAGUUAGGGUCUGUGUACUUCGCAGCCAUCCGUUUUUUGUUUUGAAAUGACAAAAUAAAAA
Molecule: messenger RNA, 1590 nt
Organism: Cololabis saira (Pacific saury)
Lineage: Eukaryota; Metazoa; Chordata; Actinopteri; Beloniformes; Belonidae
Product: zinc finger protein ubi-d4-like
Exons: 12
Coding region: 168-1394 (408 amino acids)
Biological process (GO): nervous system development
Cellular component (GO): nBAF complex
Source: RefSeq, a predicted model, not a curated record